Linum trigynum is the source of this 3241-nucleotide messenger RNA. The record is from the annotation of a GenBank genome assembly. NCBI's taxonomy places the organism in Eukaryota, Viridiplantae, Streptophyta, Magnoliopsida, Malpighiales, Linaceae.
GAUGGCAAACAACCCCCUUUCUGUUAAAUGGGCCACCACGAGAUGAGCCCAGAUAAAAUUAGGUGGAGCUACCGGCCCAGAAGCCUGUCCGAAGAGCUUCCGGAUAGUCUGAGCAAAAUCACCGCGAAUCGGCGUCGCAAAUCUCUGCCCCAUUACUUUUCCCCGCUGCAAUUUUCAGUUGCUGCCGCGGGAAACAGCCGGAAGAAAGUUCUUCGGCUGCGAAUUCAUCGCCAAAGCCUCCGUCGGCGCUGCAAGCAAUCAAUUCCAUAUUCCGAAGUCGCAGUGGGAAUGAGUAAGUAUGGUUUAAACCUGCGGGUAUCCAAGUCGCAGCAGAAUAAGAGGCCGCCAAGGCCGCCGCCUCCCAAGGUCCUGGGAUUCGGGGACGAUGAAGGUGAGGAUGUGGAGAAAGAGAUUCUGCGGCAAGCUAGCAAGAACAAGUCUCUCAAAGAUAUUGAGGAGCAACACAAGAAAGCAUUGGAGGAGGAUCCAUCAGCGUUUGACUAUGAUGGAGUUUACGAUGAGAUGAAGCAGGCAGUUGUUCGUCCACGGAUUGAAGAUAAGCAACAGAGAAAGCCCAAGUACAUCGAGGCUCUGAUGCAGAAAGCAAAAGAGAGGGAACGUCAACAGGAGGUGGUGUUCGAGCGAAAGAUUGCCAAAGAAAGAAGCCAAGAUGACCAUCUAUAUGCCGACAAGGACAAAUUCGUUACUAAUGCCUACAAGAGGAAACUCGCAGAGCGUGAGCAGUGGUUGAAAGAAGAAAAACUCCGUGAACUCAAAGAGCAGAAGGACGACGUUACCAAGAAGAGCGAUUUGAGCGACUUUUACUUCAACCUCAGGAAGAACGUUGCCUUUGGUGGUCAAGACGCAGAGAAGAGGCGGCAAGAGAAGCGGGCUACUGAAGCCAAGAAGGGGGAGGAGGAGCAGAAGCAAGAUGUCGAGGAAUCCUCGGCAGCAGGAGGAGGGGGAGGAGGAGAAUCAAAGGCAACCUUACCAUCAUUACCCGAGUCUGAGAAGCCAUUGGAUCCCUCGCCGAACCCUGAUUCUCAAACACAUCUCGAGUCUACAGAUCUCAAGCCGGCAGCUGAUAAGCCAGUCCCUGAUGCUUCUUCCUCAGGACCCGCAGAAGAAGUAACCACGGAAGGGCAGCCACCAGCAGCUAAGCAAGCUACAGCCGACCAUUAUAAGAGAAAGCAAGAUGAGAUCAAUGCAGCGAGAGAACGGUUGUUGGCCAGAAAGAGAGCAAAACUGCAGCAGCAGAUUCUGUAGGAUGGUGGUAAGUACUAAUUAGUCCUGUGCAUGAAGGCCGGUGAACCUUUUCCUGUAUCCAACUUGACCUUUGCUUUGAAAUUGUGGAAAGUGAAUGCUUAACCUAAAAGUCUGUCACUGUGUAAGUGCUUACUGAUUGUUAAAUUAUACGAGGUCUGGCCCUCCUUAAUCCUUAUGUUCGUUUGAGCUGUUUUUAACCACCUAAAGAGUUCACAAGCAUUUUGAUGGGGAACUCGAAAGAAAAACAUGUGGUAUGAACUUACAGUGUGAUGGGCAAUCAACUUGUACUUCUUAUCAUAAGUUUGUCAAAAACUAACUCGUUCCAAUUAUUGCAACAAAUAUGAAUUUCUGUUACAAUAUUCCUUCAAAUGAUAACUCUAGCUAUAUCACUAAGUUUGAGGUUAGCAGGGCUUAAACGAGCAUGAUUAUAAAUUUUGACAAAAAAAUUGUUACAUUUAAAGCAUAAAAUAACACAUAAGACUUACAAUAAUGAUAAGCCCCAAGAUUCCAUUGCAUAUGUAAGGAACCUUAAUUAAUUACUUAUGUCCUAAUCAAUUGCUUGAAGAUAAGGGAAAGGUAGGAGGGUAGUAGUUGGGGAGAAUAUGGCAAUUACAAGUGGAGUUCAUAUUUGAAAAAAGAAGUUUAUAGAAGGUCCAUUUAGGACAAAUGGUAAAAAGGCAUUUGGCCAAAAUUGAUGAUGGUAUUUUGAUUGAGCACUAAACAUUUUUAAAAUCAUGAUUUAGAAACGAAAAAAAAUUAUCAGGAAGGAGAUGGCAAUGAUACCCAAAUCAUGAAUGUACAAAAGUUCAACACAUUGUUAUUUGGAUUAUGUGUUUUCGUGGUGGAUUCUAACAAUCAAAUUCAGAAAGUAAGUUUCUAACUCUGUGAUCAGUCCAAAUUGAUCAUUCUUUCUACACAUUAUGUGGUAUUAUUUAUUCAAUCAUAAUAAUAGGUGAUUCAAGAGACGCCAUCUUAUCAGUAUUUGUUAUAAAUAAUUUUCUGCAUAUUGAUAACAAUAUAUGCACUUAACUAUAAAUUUUCUUUCAAAAAGUAAGUAUCUUUAUCAUUGAUUCUCACUCGUAACAUAUAUAACCACUUAAUAUACAGAGAUAUCCAUGAUUCGCCAAAAAUCAAUCAUUCAAACCAUCCUAAAACUCUUUGCAACCGCACAACCAAUUCGGGUUGGUCCACAAAAAACAAUUACGGAUUAAAGUAUCGUAGAGAUAUGCAAAAGAAAAAGAGCGUUAAGCACAUAAUUACCCUUCUUUGAACGAAGUUGAUCUGAUCGAAAAUGGGGAAAAAGGUCCAUCACCACCACUUAACUUGAAACAACAAGACCUUGGAUUUGCCUAGCUAGGUGGUGGAUGGGGGUGUCUCAUCAAUGGAGAUGAUGUGGCCCUCACAAUCACAAUUCACACUUGAAUUAUGAAAAGGUUGCAAUCUCAUGUUGCUUUCCUUAUUGUUAUGUGACUUUAUUGUUUUUUUCCUCCCCACAACACAUAUAAUGGAGAAGAUGCUAAGAUGGUUACGUUUCAUUAUUUUCUUCCUUCUUUCUUUCUUUCAAGUCGAUGAAGUUGGCUUGAAUUAGCAACAAGUCCUUUUAUAAAUAUUUGCUUGGAAAACACUGCUUGUUUUGCUUUAUUAUUAGUGCACUUUAACCUUAGCUUACUUAACGGUGGGUGGCCAUAGUUUUGUGCUUUGAGCGUGGCAUGCAAAUAUAUAGUUGUAGGUUAUAGAUAAUCGUGUACCAAAAUAUCACUAGGUGAUUUGUUUUUAUGGUGUCGAUCAAUCUGUAUCGGAGUUGAUAUUAGGUUUUCUGUUACGGUGAAGUUGAAUUUAGUUGCAAUUUUGUACGAUUUUCAAAACCAUUUCGAGCAUCUUUUCUCUGUCGCAUAUAGUAUAAGAUAUUGGGGUUCAUCUAUUUGUUAGAGGGAAAAUUGUAAAUAAAUAAAAAGAAUAAAGCAAUUGAUUACUU